Amaranthus tricolor (Joseph's coat) is the source of this 3446-nucleotide messenger RNA. RefSeq names its product KIN14B-interacting protein At4g14310. Lineage: Eukaryota; Viridiplantae; Streptophyta; Magnoliopsida; Caryophyllales; Amaranthaceae. The coding region runs from base 186 to 2981 and encodes 931 amino acids. The transcript is spliced from 3 exons. Gene Ontology annotation, molecular function: protein binding. The record is from RefSeq and is a predicted model, not a curated record.
AAUCUCCCGCUCCUCUUACUCCAAUUCACUCUUUUUUUCCUCUUUCCUUUUUCUCUCGCCUACUGUUUAGUUUUUACCCAAUUUCUCUUCUCCUCCACAAAAAUCCCCAUUAUUCUUCUCCAUUUUCUUGUUAAAUCCGAUUCCCCAAAUUGAUUAUUGAUAACGAACCCUAAAUUUAAUUAAAGAUGUCAGCAACAUCAGUUCGGCGAAUCAAAGAACGGGGAGGUGCUGGAGGAAAGAUCGCACUUUCAGUACCCACUAAAUCCAAACCUUCAACUCCGAAUUCCGAAAAGUUAUCUGUUAUUACAAGUGGAAGGAAAUCAAUUGGAAAGGAAAAUCCGAACCCUAAUCCUAGAUCAGUUGCUAGAGUUUCAGGUACAGCUCAAAAGCCGGUGAUUCGGCAGAUGCCCAGAGUUUCUGAUGUUGAACCCAGGUCAAGAUCUCGAGGUAGGAGCCCUAGUCCUUCUGAUUUUAAUCGAAUUUUGUCAGAUAUGCAUAGAACUAGGGUUUCUUGUAGUGAAAUGAAAAAGGAUGUUUCUAGUUUCAAGGGAGGAGAUGGAUUUAGGGUUUUAGAUAAAAAGGGUUUUAAAGAAAUGAAUAAAAGAAUAGUUGAAAAGGGUGUUAAUGGAGGUAGGGUUUCAAUCGACCGGAAAGAUAAUAAUAAAAGUAUUGGUAAAAAGGAGGGUAAUUUGCCUUCCAUUAAACAACCUGCUAAUGAUAUUAGUAAUUCAAGAAUUGGGCGUGCUAAUGAGAUUAAUGAAGAUGGAAACUUUGAUGCUAUUGUAAUGGAAAAUGUGAAUCCAAGUGUUGUUAUGAAGAGUAAUGGUGGUUUGAAUAUGGAGAAGUGUGGCGCAGAGUUAAGCGCAAAAGGGUUGAGUGUGAAAACCACCAUUUAUUCCAAAGGUUUGGAUGUUUCUAAAGAGAAAGGAGUAAAUGAGGAGGGUUCUAGUAGUCGUAUCGGUAAUAAGAAUGCGAGUAAGUUGCAUGAGAAGCUCGCGUAUUUAGAAGGAAAAGUAAAGAGGAUUGCUUCGGAUAUUAAGAAGACUAAGGAUAUGCUAGAUAUGAACAAUACUGAUGCAUCUAAAGUGAUACUUUCGGAUAUUCAAGAGAAGAUUUCGGGUAUUGAGAAAGCCAUGGGGAAUGUUAUUGUUGAUUCAAAAGAGGUUGUAACAGCUGAUUGUUCUAUUAAUUCUGAUGAUUUGAAAUGCAAUGAGAGUGAUGGGUUAUGUAAAACAAAUGAUGAUGAUCACGACGUGCAAGCUGAUUCUUCACAAGUACCUGUGAAAGGGUUAAACAGUGAAGAACUCGAAGCAAGGCUUUUCCCUCAUCAUAAAUUGUUGCGAAAUCGUAUCACUCAGAAAGUGGCACAAUCUAGUUCCCAGAUGGAUAAAAUCCAUAAUAAUGGGUCAAAUUCCAUGAAGGAAUCUGAGAAUCAUGUUGACGAAGAUCCUAUAGAACUCGCUUUCCUGGCAUCCUUAACUAAGAUGCAGCCUGAAGUUGAUGUAAAAGAGGUAGAAGUUACAAUGGAUUGUAAGGAAGUUCAGGAAGCAGGUGAUACUGAAAGUUCAACUGCACGAAAGCGUUCAGGUUCAUGUAGUGUAAAAAAUAAGGUUGAACUAGAAUUGGAAGCUGAUGAGAAACUCGAUGAAUUUGACGAGCAAGAGAAUAAGCAGUCGAUGAUGGUCGACGAGGACAGGGAUGACGACUCAGUGUCCCAGUUAAUUGAAAUUGGGCGCAAGACAUCUACAGGAGGAUGGUUUGUCUCAGAGGGAGAAUCAGUUCUUUUAGCUCAUGAUGAUGGUUCUUGUUCUUUCUACGAUAUUGCUAACCACGAGGAAAAAGCUGAAUAUAGGCCACCAGCAGGAAUUUCGGAAAACAUGUGGAGGGAUUGUUGGAUAAUUCGUGCCCCUAGUGCUGAUGGUUGCUCCGGAAAGUAUGUGGUGGCUGCAUCUGCUGGAAAUACCAUGGACUCAGGGUUCUGUUCAUGGGACUUCUACACCAAAGAUGUGCGAGCUUUCCACAUCGAGGACAACACAACCAAUCCUCGAGUAGCACUAGGACAGUUAGCUGAUAACAUUAUGUACAGAAGGAAUGCUCUAUCAAGCGGCAUGUCUUCUGAGAAUCGACAAUGGUGGUAUAGACCUUGCGGACCCUUAAUUAUUUCAACUGCAAGUUGUCAGAAAUCUGUUAAAGUGUUUGACAUCCGUGAUGGUGAACAAAUUAUGCGGUGGGAUGUUCAAAAGUCAGUACUACCGAUGGAUUAUUCUAGUCCAUUGCAGUGGAGAAACAGAGGAAAAGUUGUUAUAGCUGAAUCAGAAGCUAUUUCUCUGUGGGAUGUGAGCUCACUGAAUCCCCGAGCAUUGUUAUCUGUUUCCACUUCUGGUCGUAGGAUAUCCGCUCUUCAUGUGAAUAAUACCGAUGCUGAAUUGGGUGGAGGUGUUCGUCAAAGAGUAAGUUCGUCUGAUGCAGAAGGAAACGAUGGAAUCUUCUGCACUGCGGACUCCAUCAAUGUCCUUGACUUCCGUCAGCCAUCUGGUAUUGGACUUAAGAUCCCUAAGAUUGGUGUAAGCGUUCAGUCCCUCUCCUCUCGAGGGGAUUCAAUAUUCCUUGGCUGCAGUAGCGUUAUCUCAGCAGUAAAGAAACAGGUGCAAUCACAGGUUUUACAAUUGUCUUUACGUAAACAAAAGAUCGUGAGCACGUAUAAGUUACCUGAAUCGAAUGCUCAUUCCCAUCACAAGGCACUGACUCAAGUUUGGGGUAACUCUAGCACGGUUAUGGCUGUUUGUGGACUUGGGUUGUUUGUUUUCGACGCUCUAAAGGAUGAUGGAUUGCCUUCAUUUGUUAGUGACUACACUAGUCCACAGUCUGCCAUCGAAAUUCUAGGACCGGAUGACUUGUAUUCGCCAUCAUUUGAUUGUGUUUCUUCUCAAAUUCUGCUGAUUUCAAGAGAUCGUCCUGCAAUGUGGAAUCACUUGCAAUAAACACGAUGUACUAUAGAGUAUCUCACUCGUUCUUGUAAAAUAAAUCGUGUAUUUUUGUUGAGUACAACUGUGUUAUUUAGCGUUCGUGUUUAUGAGCUGAAUGAGAUUUUAACGACGUUUGCUUGUGAGUUUUUAAUACAUGGCUAGUGUCUUGAUUGAUGUUUUUUCAUAACUCGUUUCGAGAACUUGUGCGAGACGAUCUUUGUUAAAGAGUUGGGGUCAUCAACUUUCUCUCUUAGGGGGUGUUUGGUAUUGGAAAGAAAAAAUGUAAUGGAAAGGGAAUUGAUAAAGAGGGGUAAGGGUACAGGUAUGGAUUAUGGUUAUUUGCUGUUUGGUAUAGCCAUGUAAGGGAAACACUUGUUUACCUUUCCCUUGUUUUGUUUUGAUAUUUAGUUACUUGCUUAAAUUUUUAGCGUGACAUUGUAAGUAACAAAUCAAAUGAACAAUAUAUAUCAAAAAAUUAUA